Molecule: messenger RNA, 1071 nt
Organism: Didymosphaeria variabile
Lineage: Eukaryota; Fungi; Ascomycota; Dothideomycetes; Pleosporales; Didymosphaeriaceae
Exons: 3
Coding region: 1-1071 (356 amino acids)
Biological process (GO): carbohydrate metabolic process
Molecular function (GO): hydrolase activity, hydrolyzing O-glycosyl compounds
Source: RefSeq, a predicted model, not a curated record
AUGAAGCUCACGCUCCUCGUCGCGGCUCUGCCUGCUGCUUCUACUGCGCUUCCCACCUGGCCUUGGACCAAACCCCACAGCAAGCCGCUCAAGUACCCCGGCCUCGACGUCCUCGCCAAACGCGCCGGCCUGCUCUACUUCGGCACCGCAAUCGACAACGUCGUCCUCGACAACAAGCAGUACAUCUCCAUCGCGCGCAACCGCUCCGAAUUCGGCCAGGUCACCCCCGCCAACGGCCAGAAAUGGAUGUACAUCGAGCCCACGCAGGGCGUCUUCAACUACACGCUCGGCGACCAGAUCACCGUGCCGGCUACUAGGGCCGGCCAGCUAAAGCGCUGCCACAACUUCGUGUGGCACAACCAGCUGCCUGAGUGGCUGACUUCUGCAAAUUGGACGAAGCCAGCGUUAGUGAAGGUCUUGGAGAACCACAUCAAGCACGAGGCGAGGCAUUACUAUAAUGACUGCUAUGCGUGGGAUGUAGUCAACGAGGCGUUCGACGAUGACGCGGCAGCGAGUUUGAGGAAGGAUAUCUGGCUCGAUACUAUUGGCGCGGAGUACAUCGAGCUGGCGUUUAAGUUUGCGCGGAAGUAUACCCGGCCGGGGACGAAGUUGUAUUACAACGACUAUGCGAUUGAGAGUGUGAAUAAUAAGAGUAGUAAGGUUGCUGCGAUGGUCAAGGACUUUAAGAAACGCGGUGUACCCAUUGAUGGGGUGGGACUGCAAGCGCAUUACACCGUUGGGCGCGCCCCGAGCUACGACGCUCAGAUGGCUGCGCAUAAGCUGUUUAGCAGGCUUGGCGUGGAGACCGCGCUCACGGAGCUAGAUGUGAGGCUUCAGCUUCCUGACAAUUCGACGGCGCAGGCGCUCCAGGCGCAGGUUUACGCGGACUCGACUAAGGCGUGCCUCGAUGCGGACGACUGCGUCGGUGUCACUGUGUGGGACUUCUGGGACCCUGUAAGCUGGGUGCCGGAUACCUUCCCGGGCUACGGAAACGCCGAUAUCUGGGAUGCAAACUUCACGAAGAAGCCAGCGUACUACGCCAUUUCGGAUCUGCUCAGGUCGUAUGACUGA